GGCUAGUUAAUUUUUUCCUGCAAUGCAACUUUAGUGCUGCUACUUUAGUGUUGAUAUACUUCAUGAGUUUGUGUAAUUUCAUAUGGCAGCCUAUAAUGCUGCUACUUGUAUUAUGAGUGAAAUUUUGUUGCCAUAUCAUGUUAAAAUCAUUUUCUACUCACACAUUAUUGUUAGUGUUGAUGUGUGUUUGUAACUUUGUGUACAUAGUAUUAUGACUACAAAGAGAAAAAUUCAUGUUGAUGAAAUUCAAAGAUAUAAAGCUAGUUGGACGGAUCUUAAAGUUAACGAAAUAUUCAUUCAAGCAUGUAUGGAUCAAGUUACGAAAGGUGAGUGCAUUGGAACUAGCUUUACCAAGACGGGUUGGAAAAACAUUGUUUCUCAAUUUAAUGGAUCAUCUGGGAGAAAUUAUGACAAGACAAAAUUGAAGAAUAGAUAUGAUAGCUUGAGAAAGGAAUGGAGAGCAUGGUUUAAUUUAUUUGGAAAAGUUACCGGAAUGAGGUGGGAUAGUGAGAAGAAUUCAUUUGAUGCACCGGACGAGUGGUGGGAGAAAAAACAAUUGGAAAAUCCUCUAUAUGGAAAAUUUAGAGAGAAAGGACUUCCAUUUGCUAAUCAACUAACCACACUUUUCAAGGAUGUGGUGGCUAAUGGUGAGUAUGCUUGGGCACCUUCAAGUGGUAUAUUGCCCGAUGAGGAUUGUGGUAACGAUGUUGAUGACUUAGGUCCAUGUCCUAAUAAUAUUGGCUUGGAUAUGGAAGAAGGAUCGGGUGAUAGUGAAGAUGUAAGUAUUGGAGCAACGGAAGAUUUUUCAAAUAUUAAUUUGAAUACUUCCCAAGGGGUUGCUAGCCAAAGUAGUGGACAAAAGAGAAAGAGAGCUAGUGGUGUUGAAAAGAAAACCAAGAAAAAGAUAACUCCCUCAUCAACAAUAGCUGAAGUUGUUAGUGUGAUUGCGGAAACAUGUAAGGCACGAAAUGAUGCUAUAACUAGUACAUCUAUUGGUGAGGUGAUGGCCACACUCCAUACCAUGGAUGAAAUUACAAGUGAUAUAGACUUGUUGACAAAAUGUUGCCAACUAAUGAUGUUCAAGCCUGCGAGGGAGAUGUUUGUUUCCUUUAAAGGUUUUGAAGAUAGAAGGGUGCAUUGGCUUAAAUUUGCAGCAAAUAAUCCUAUGUCGUUUAUGAAGAUGUAAUUGAUCUAAAAUUUCAUAAAAAUUAGUCUUAUUUAUGUAUUAGGAUCUUAAGCUAUGAAUCAUCUUAAACUAGGACUUAUAGUAAUUAGACUUUUUAUGUAUUAGGAUUAGCUAUCUUUUAAUUACCAAAUGAUAUGGUGA
Lathyrus oleraceus (garden pea) is the source of this 1327-nucleotide messenger RNA. Its product is annotated as L10-interacting MYB domain-containing protein-like. The transcript has a single exon. Lineage: Eukaryota; Viridiplantae; Streptophyta; Magnoliopsida; Fabales; Fabaceae. The coding region runs from base 212 to 1186 and encodes 324 amino acids. The record is from RefSeq and is a predicted model, not a curated record.